AUGAAGGAUGUAUUCUUUAUUCGUUUCCCGAAGCCAAAAACCCAGAGGGAUAAAUGUGAACGAUGGGUCAACUUGUGCGGACGUCCAAAAGACCAGUUCAAUGCCAGCAACGUGAAACCAUUCACCUUCAUAUGUAGUAAACAUUUUGUUGGGGGCCAUGGUCCUACAGAUGACAAUCCUGAUCCAUUGCCGGCCACAGCCUGCCCCGAAGAGAUUGAACGUAUUAUCAGGCGGAGGAGAAAAGCACCAACACCUAGGCCAUUCGCAAGCACUCCAGCGACAAAAAGAAGAAAAGUGGUGGACUCCGCAAAUACUGAUCUCGACGCAGCAAACAUCUUGUUGGAUCUCAGUAUGAUCUCACCUCUAGAUGUUACUGACACAGAAGAAAAUAAAGCUAACUCUGUAGGGAUUCAAACAGAAGCUCUGGAACCCUGCUCCAAAUGUUCAAAGUUGAUGGUGGAUGUUGGCUGUCAGACUGUAUAUGACCGAUACAUGUUGCAGUCCAAGAUUGAAAACAUCAUACUGAAGAAUGAAGCAACUGUAUCGAAAUCCAGGCCUUCUUCUCUUGAUGUGCCUCCGAGUGAUCAGAAACCUGAAUAUGAGGCCCUCCUGACUUUAGAUGAUGUUAAAGAUGAUGCCAGAAAAAUGAAGUUCUUUACUGGACUUUCGUUUUUACACUUCAUGGCCUUAUUCAACUUCCUCGGCCCCGCGGUCUGCACAAGCCGGUGUUCUCCCAACAUCAGUGUCAACAACUUUUGUCAGGAAAAGCAGAAGGGCAGCCACGUGACUACACCGCCCUAG
Knipowitschia caucasica is the source of this 801-nucleotide messenger RNA. The record is from the annotation of a GenBank genome assembly. Lineage: Eukaryota; Metazoa; Chordata; Actinopteri; Gobiiformes; Gobiidae.